CGGGCCAGCCCGAUUUCCGGCAACAAACGCCAUCCUGGGGCUCCUAGGCUUCAUCCCCACCGCCAUCUUCUUGUGGGCGUAAGGGCGUAAGGAGGUAAGGAGGCGGGAGGGGGAGGGGCCGCCCUCUUCUAGGUGGAGGAACCAGGACUCACUUAACACACAGAGCUCCAGGAGGACAGUUCCCUUAGAGGGGAAAGGGCUUAAGCAUCUCCAGCCGGGGAACACAGGAUGUCAUGGACGCUUGUAGGAGCUGUCGCUGGACUACGCUUCCCAGAAGCCUCCGGGGCCUGGGGCGUUCAUUUUCGCCCCCGGAUUUCGUUUCCCAGCAAUCCGGGCGGCGCUGUUCUCUGGGGACGUGAAGCCCGCUUCUUUUCCGUGCUGGACUCUGAGCCUUGAGCUCCCUGACUCAGUGGAGCUUUUGAAUAGUAGCAGUGGCUGCAGCGGGGCCGUGUAGUGUAGACCUACGCCCUCUUGUGUUGAGCCAGGCCGGGGCGGAGCAUGGACUCUGGUGGAGUCACGUGCCGCCCAAACCCGUCACUAUAGCAACCUCUUGACUAUGGUCCCUCUGUAGUCCGGAAGUGUAGGGGUUUCCUUGAAGAGCUGCUCAAGACGAAUUUCUUUGAGGCAUAGACCUCUCUGGAGUGCCUACUUAAAAAAAAAAAGCAAAACCCAAAACAACUUAUAUAAGCUCAAAUGGCUCUAGAAUCUAGAGAGACUGCAGCACUGAAUCCCCAGAAUCCAACAGGGAAAGAGAAACUUCAAGUAGUAAAGGUAGAGAAAUUAGAGGAUUGUGUAUGGGGAAAGAAAGACAGCCAGAAGAGGAACAGUCCUUCCACCCAGGAGAUCUCCCGCCUGCAGUUCAGGCAGUUUGGCUACAGUGACACCCCUGGACCCCGAGAGGCUCUGAGCAAACUCCAGGAACUUUGUCAUCAGUGGCUAAGACCAGAGAUACACACGAAGGAGCAGAUUCUAGAGCUGCUGGUCCUGGAACAGUUCCUGACCAUUUUGCCAGAGGACCUGCAGACCUGGGUGAGAGAUCAGCAUCCAGAGAGUGGAGAGGAGGUGGUAACUGUGCUGGAGGAUUUGGAAAGACAGCUUCUUGAACCAGGACAACAGGUUGCAUUAAGCACACAGAGGGAGGCAGGGGCCUGGGAGAAGAUGGCACCCUUGAGAGCAGCACAAGAUGCACUGAAUGUCCAGAUUCAGCCUAUGAAUGCCCAGAUCAAGCGUGAGUCUCCAGAGCCUCAGUUCCUACAAGAAAGAGAUUUUGAGACUAGUACCAAGUGGACCCUUCCAAAGCAGGAACUUUCUGAAGAAGAGGAGUCACAGAGAGGCUAUCGAAGAUUCCCAGUGGAUGCUUCCAAGGGAACCAAGGUUGGAGAAGCCAAUGAAUGUGAAGGCACUCUAGACAAGCAACAGGGAAACAAAGUGGAGAAAGUAGAAGGAUCCCUUUCCCAGGAUGGAAAUUUUGUGGUAGUGACCAUCCCUUCUGAAAAAAUUCCCUUAGGAGAGAAUGGCCAUAGAUAUGAUGAGUGUUUGUGUAGUUGUCAUUUGAAAUCAGACCUGGUUACACGACGUAGAAUUCCAACAGGAGAGAAAACCCAUGUAUCUGCUACAAAUGACCAAAACUCCAGACAGAAUUCAUCUUCUAAUGUGCAUCAAAAGAAUCAAAUUGUCUUGAAACCUUAUGAAUGUAAUGAAUGUGAGAAAACCUUUAAGCAGAGCUCAGAUCUUAGAAAACAUCAGAGAAUUCAUAUGGGAGUGAAACCCCACAAAUGUACUCAGUGUGGGAAAGCAUUCAGUCAAAGCUCUGUUCUUAGGAAGCAUCAAAGAAUUCAUACAGGAGAGAAGCCCUAUACAUGUGAUGAAUGUGGGAAAGCCUUCAGGGGAAGCUCAGACCUUAUUCAGCAUCAGAGAAUUCACACUGGAAAUAAACCCUAUGAAUGUAGUGAAUGUGGGGAAGCUUUUCGUAGGAGCUCACAUCUUGUUCAACAUCGAAGAAUUCAUACUGGAGAAAAACCCUAUCACUGUAGGGAAUGUGGGAAAGCCUUCAAUCACAGCUCUUCCUUUAAUCAACAUCAGAGAAUUCAUACUGGAGAGAAACCCUAUGGGUGUAAUGAAUGUGGGAGAACCUUCAGUCAAAGCUCAUCUCUUAUUCAACAUCAGAGGAUUCACACUGGAGAGAAGCCCUAUGAAUGUAAAGAAUGUGGGAAACCCUUCAGGCAUAGGUCAGCCCUUAUGAAGCAUCAGAGAGUACACACCAGAGUUUAACCUUGUGCAGAUUUUGAAUAUGAGGAAUCUCCUGGCAGCUUUGCUGCUUCUAAGUCUCAGAAAAUGCAUGAGGUCCUCAAGGGCAGAGCCUGUGUUUGUACUACUGUGUAUGGCUGUCACCUGAGUUCCAUGUGCCUAUGAUACCUUUCUUAGGGUUACUUUUGUGAUUGACUAAUCUAUGUUUCUUGCUAUUUGUUAUUUAAAGUAUUUACUGUACUGUUGUCAAUAGUUAUCUUCUAAGGGGGAGGGUAUAUGAUUUUUGCCUCUUUAGAAAGGAUGGAAUUAAUAUUCCGGGAAAAUGAAGAUUGUAUGUCAAAGGAUCAGUGAAGAUUUGGGUGGUCAGUGCCCCUUCUUUAGGAUGUAUAUGAGUUCUCUGAGAUGAAUUGGGGACAACUUUUUAAGGACAUCUAAGUAGAUAGUUACUGGCCUAGAGGACAGUAGGAUGGCAACUAUAUAUGGUUCACAGUCAUUUUGACCUGUAUCUGGGAAGAAGAGACUGGAUCCUGAGGCAGGUAGAAAGAGUGUUCAGCAUAAUAAUAGUCCUGAUGUCGGUUAAUGAUUACCACUACCACCCCCUUCUUCCCUUAGCCAGAAGUCACCUUGAAUCAUGAGCACUCAGGCCUUGAGGUCUCUGUGCUGAGAACUACACACCAGUCUAUCUGGCCCUUUUAGGACAUCUCACUUCCCUACAUAUUCUUUAGAGAGAGUGGUUAAGGUAUUUCCUGUUUUCUCUCGUGUUAGUGCUGAAAAACCAUGAUUUAGAAGAGCAGUUACUGGCAGAGUUCUUAGAAUAGGUACCUAGUCUUUGGAUACUUUAGGCCCUUCUGGCCCCUGAGAAGGCAGAGAAGAUGCUGUUCAGCUUCUUGGUCCCUGGAGGUCCCAAUUUUCUACGAUGUUGUGGGUUUGGCUUGAGUGACUUCAUUUUUUUCCUGAUUUGUGACUCUCUAGACUUUUCCAACUAUAGUGUUGGAAAGAGAUUUUACUUUGAACAUUUCUGUGAUCAGUCAGUGCCCUGAAAGCUGUUGCUACAGAGGAGUGGGUGCAUCGGUAUGCUGUGUGCAUGUAUGUGUUGUGAGCACAUGUUUAUUUUUGUUGGCCACCCAGUGUGGCCUCCUUUCCACAACCUCCCAUAAAGGUUUACGCAUAUCCUUACUCUGAACAAGGUAGAAGAACUUGUCUUGGGAUAUAUCUAUCUAUCUAUGUAGAUAUAGAUACAGAUAGAGAGAUAGAUUUACCUUGCAUUGUCUCCUAACAUCAGAAUACAUUACUGCUCUUCAAUACAUCCUGCUUUAUGACACCAGAUAGGGGGAUAUAGCCUUGGGAAUUUGAAAGAAAGUACUUUGCUAACCGUACCAACAGAGCAUAGCUUAGACAAGCUAUGCAGCUCAAGGAUAGGCCACCAGCGUGGAUGCAGUGGCAACUGAUCAGUCAGGAGCUCAGUGUGGAGAAUAGACAAGGGGCAAGCAUCCCUUCCACUAACCUAGGGAAAUGGCAUCAGCCAUUUUGUGAUGGAAUGGUCAGCCGUCUCUGGAUGUAGAAAUAUUUCUUUUAGACCAAUUAAGCCAUAUCAUUAGUCCCUGUCCAGGACAUGAAAAUUCGAAGCAGUGGGCCAAAAUAAAAAGACUAAAACCCUAAAAGCGUUGUGGCCCCAAUCCUCAGUUGCUGUAGAAUUAGAAGGAAGCACCAUGGUGUUUUGAUGGUGGGUUGGUGGCAGCUGGACUGUACAAUAAGAACUGUGAGGCCUAGGGAUGAGAUAGGAGAGAGGAUAGUUUAAUCCUAAAAAGUAUUUAAUCUAGCUCCUGGGCAUAAAAUGGUAUGAUACAUAUUUUAUUUUUAUUUAUUUCAUAAAUUUUUCAUUCAUUUUAAACUUAAAUACAAAAUGAGAAAAAAAAG
Messenger RNA from Phascolarctos cinereus (koala), 4164 nucleotides. The record is from RefSeq and is a predicted model, not a curated record. NCBI's taxonomy places the organism in Eukaryota, Metazoa, Chordata, Mammalia, Diprotodontia, Phascolarctidae.